AUGAACCCGUCCAAAACUGCAUCGUCUGUCGCACCUGUCGAUGGGGCUGAAUCAUCAGCAUACGACCAUACAUUUGGGUCACGCACAUUGGAUGAGGGUGAUGAUGUAUGGAGUCACAACGCAUGGGAUCAUGUUGUUCCACCCCAAGAACACACGGACAUGGUGGAAGAGCUUCUCAAUAAGCAGGCAGAGUCUCGUGUGUGUGAUGAUGAUGCUGCUCGCUACCACGCGCAUGCAUCCGAAUACUGGGAUUCAUUCUAUUCGCGUCAUGAAAACCGAUUCUUUAAGGACCGUCAGUGGCUUCGCAUAGAGUUUCCUGAGCUUAUUGCUGCUACCAGAGCAGACGCUCCUCCCACGACGAUCGUUGAACUUGGGUGUGGGGCAGGCAACACGGUCUUCCCACUUCUCAGCAUGAAUAAGAAUGCCAACUUACGUCUUGUCGCCUGUGACUAUGCUCCACAAGCCGUGCAAGUGGUUCAAAAUCAUCCAUUAUACCAAAAUCAAUCAACUUGCGAAGCCUAUGUAUAUGAUCUGAGUGCGGGCACACAGCAUGCACGUUCUACUGCUACGGAAGCUGAGCGGCUGCCGCCCAACAUUGAGCCAGAAUCUGUCGAUAUUGUCGUGUUGAUUUUUGUCUUGUCCGCACUACAUCCUAAUGAAUGGAAAGCAGCAGCAGAAAAUGUGUAUCGAAUGCUGAAACCUCGCACAGGACUCGUCCUCCUCCGCGAUUACGGAAGGCAUGACUUGCCACAGCUGCGCUUUAAAAAAAACCGCCUAUUGGACGACAACUUUUACGUCCGUGGCGACGGAACACGGGUCUAUUUCUUCACACCCGAAGAGCUCAUGAGUAUAUUCAAUGUGGCACCACGAGGACAACACAAGCAAGAGCGAUUCGAAGCCCAGCAGAUGGCCAUCGAUCGCCGCUUACUCGUUAAUCGCAAGGAGCGCAAACAAAUGUUCCGCGUAUGGAUGCAAGCCAAAUUCUUAAAAACAGCCUCGUCAUGA
Molecule: messenger RNA, 1005 nt
Organism: Malassezia globosa CBS 7966
Lineage: Eukaryota; Fungi; Basidiomycota; Malasseziomycetes; Malasseziales; Malasseziaceae
Exons: 1
Coding region: 1-1005 (334 amino acids)
Molecular function (GO): tRNA (cytidine-N3)-methyltransferase activity
Source: RefSeq, a predicted model, not a curated record